AUGGCUUCAUCCAGCGAGCCCUUCUAUAUACGCUACUACUCCGGCCAUUCAGGUCGAUUCGGCCAUGAAUUCCUCGAGUUCGACUUCCGUGUAGUUGGUGAUGGACGAAGCGCGGUAGCCCGAUACGCCAACAACUCCAAUUACCGAAACGAUAGUCUCAUCCGGAAAGAGAUGUGCGUCAGUUCCUUAGUAGUCGACGAAAUUAGACGUAUAGUGAAGUCGAGCGAGAUUAUGAAGGAAGAUGAUUCGAAGUGGCCACAAAAGAACAAGGAUGGGCGACAGGAGUUAGAGAUUCGACUGGGCAAUGAACACAUAUCGUUCGAGACAGCCAAGAUUGGCUCAUUAAUCGACGUCACCGAGUCGGCCGAUCCCGAAGGCCUUCGUGUUUUUUACUACCUAGUUCAAGAUCUGAAGGCACUGGUAUUCAGCUUGACAUCGCUUCACUUCAAAAUCAAGCCCAUCUCAUGA
Molecule: messenger RNA, 468 nt
Organism: Xylaria bambusicola
Lineage: Eukaryota; Fungi; Ascomycota; Sordariomycetes; Xylariales; Xylariaceae
Product: Mago nashi protein
Exons: 5
Coding region: 1-468 (155 amino acids)
Biological process (GO): RNA splicing
Cellular component (GO): exon-exon junction complex; nucleus
Source: RefSeq, a predicted model, not a curated record